AUGAUUCCUCCCGUGCUCAUCUUGUUCUCAAGUUAUCUCUGCCAUGUUGCUAUUGCAGGACGAACCUGUCCCAAGCCAGAUGACUUACCAUUUGCCAAAGUUGUUCCAUUAAAAAUAUCCUAUGAUCCCGGGGAGGAGAUAGUGUACUCCUGCCAGCCAGGCUACGUGGCCCGGGGAGGGAUCCUCCGGCGGUUUAUCUGCCCGCUCACUGGACUUUGGCCCAUCAACACUCUGAGAUGUGCACCCAGAGUAUGUCCUUUUGCUGGAAUCUUAGGAAACGGAACUGUACGCUAUACAACUUUUGAAUAUCCCAACACGAUCAAUUUUUCUUGCAAUACCGGGUUUUAUCUGAAAGGAGCUAAUUCUGCUCAAUGCACUAAGGAGGGAGAAUGGAGUCCGCAACUUCCUGUCUGUGCUCCUACAACCUGCCCUCCACCACCUAUACCUAAGUUUGCAAAACUUAGUGUUUAUCAGCCAUUGUCUGGGAACAACUCCCUGUAUGGAGGCAAGGCAGUCUUUGAAUGCUUGCCACAGCACGCAAUGUUUGGAAAUGACACCAUUACCUGCACAGAACAUGGAAACUGGACAGAAUUACCGGAAUGUAAGGAAGUAAGAUGCCCGUUCCCAUCAAGACCAGACAAUGGAUUUGUGAACUAUCCUGCAAAGCAAGUACUUUAUUACAAGGAUAAAGCCACAUAUGGUUGCCAUGAUACAUAUGCCUUGGAUGGACCAGAAGAAGUAGAAUGUGGCAAAUUAGGAAGAUGGUCUGCACAGCCAAGUUGUAAAGCGUUUUGUAAAUUAUCUGUUAAAAGAGCUACCGUGAUAUAUGAAGGAGAGAGAGUAAAUAUCCAAGACAAAUUUAAGAAUGGAAUGCUGCAUGGCCAAAAAGUUUCUUUCUUCUGCAAAAAUAAGGAGAAGAAGUGUAGCUAUACAGAGGAUGCCCAGUGCAUAGACGGCAUCAUUCAAAUCCCCAAAUGCUUCAAGGAGCACAGUUCUUUGGCUUUCUGGAAAACAGAAGCAUCUGAUGUAAAACCAUGCUAA
Messenger RNA from Mesoplodon densirostris (Blainville's beaked whale), 1041 nucleotides. It is a transcript of the gene APOH, whose product is annotated as apolipoprotein H. Bases 1 to 1041 code for a protein of 346 amino acids. NCBI's taxonomy places the organism in Eukaryota, Metazoa, Chordata, Mammalia, Artiodactyla, Ziphiidae. The record is from RefSeq and is a predicted model, not a curated record. The transcript has 8 exons.